AUGGAGGAAAUUCUCGAGGAUCAGCUGGCAUUAGCGGAAAUUCUCAGCAACUUCAGAACGGUGAUGCUGAAAGCACCAAGAGAGAAAAGAACUACAAGUUGGUUCAAAACGCAAUUAGAACAACUCGAGAGUCUAUGGAGUGAUUUCCUUCAAGCCCACAAGAAGCUGAUCCGCUGGUCAAAAAAGGACAAGGAGCAGCGUCCCUAUUUCCAAGAUGACAUGUUUGCUGCGGGCCAGAACCAGUAUAUCGCGGUAAAAACGGAAAUUUUGGAUGUUCUGAGCCCCGGCCGGAGACAGACCUCAAUUCAAGCGGAUUCACAGUAUGCUGGAGUCAGCUUUGAGACUCCGCAAUACAAGACACCACUACCGUCGAUGCAGCUUCCGCAGUUUUCGGGCAAUCAGUUGGAAUGGGAGACUUUCAAGGGAAUGUUUCUGGCACUCGUACACGACGUACCUACGUUCCCGCCGAUUUUAAAAUUACAAUAUUUGAUUCGAUCAUUGACGGGAGAAGCAGCUAAUAGGCUCAAGAACGUACAGAUUGUCGGAGAAAAUUAUGAGAGUUCAUGGCAGGCCAUUCAAGCCAGGUACGACAAUAAAAAAGUUUUGCUAUCUACGCACAUGUCGCAUAUCGUCAACUGCCCACCCAUGCAAAGAAAAUCAGUAGAAGAGGUGCGUAGACUGGUGGAUCUAGUGCGCGAGUCCAAGCAGGCGCUCGAUAACUUGAAUGUAGAGCCGGCUCGUAUGUCGGAAUUGUGGCUGAUUCACCACACCAUUCAUAAAUUGGAUCAAUCAACGCGUCUGGAUUGGGAACGACACGCCGACGAACUCACGAGCUUCCCGUCCUACGAUGAGCUCAUAAGCUUCCUCGAGCGUUACAUACGAGUGCUGGACGCAGCUAGCACAACAUCGGCAGGGCCGCAGCCAUCUACAUCGACUGAAAAUUCGGCGGUUAAAUCGGCAAAAAGCGCGCCAAGUAAAUAUAAACAAGUAUCAGCCCAUGCGACCAGUACGCAAGUAGCUCGAAAGCCAACCGCUCGCACAUGCGCGCUAUGUCGAGGCACGCACGCAUUGUACUCGUGCCAGAAGUUCCUCUCUCUGCCUCAGUCGCAGAGGUAUGAGGUGUGCAGGAGGGAGAAAUUGUGUUUGAACUGCCUUUCGGGAUCCCACUUCGCGCGAGACUGCCAAUCAGAGAAGCGAUGUUUAGUGUGUCAAGCAAAACAUCACACCAAGCUUCAUGCAGAUACUCGGACACAGCAGGAAUCUACUGAUACAUCAAAUGAGCGAGCUGGCACUGGAGCUCCGAUCGACGGAAAUGAGGACCCACCAGCAUCGGUUUACUUCGCGGGACAGGACAUGCAAUGA
Trichogramma pretiosum is the source of this 1362-nucleotide messenger RNA. RefSeq lists its product as uncharacterized. Bases 1 to 1362 code for a protein of 453 amino acids. Lineage: Eukaryota; Metazoa; Arthropoda; Insecta; Hymenoptera; Trichogrammatidae. The record is from RefSeq and is a predicted model, not a curated record. The transcript has a single exon.